Aspergillus calidoustus is the source of this 1623-nucleotide messenger RNA. Lineage: Eukaryota; Fungi; Ascomycota; Eurotiomycetes; Eurotiales; Aspergillaceae. The record is from the annotation of a GenBank genome assembly.
AUGUCGGCUACGGGGAAUUCUGCAGAACGCUUCGCUGCGCAUGAGACAAUGGGCGCUCUGUGCUCGUGUUUAGGGGGUGAUAAAGAAGAGACGCAGGUUAAUGGCUCAACGACGCCUCGGAAAAUUACCAAGUCGCCUUUGGAUGAAGAAUUCGCAAAGAUAGUCAAGUCUACGCUGGAACAAUGGCACAUCGAGGGUGUUUCUAUUGCUGUUAUUGACGGGGAUAACACCUUUGCAGAGGGGUAUGGAUUCGCAGCACUGCCGGAUGUCCCAACGAAACCAGAUACCCUCUUCUGGACAGGCAGUACAACGAAAUCCUUCACCGCAGCAGCAGCAUCAUUACUAGUCGAUGACACGGAGAAUUACCCCAACAUCACAUGGACAACCCCUCUCAGCGACCUGAUCCGCGACGACUUCGUUCUCCAGGACGAGUACGCCACGCGGCACAUUACGCUCGAAGACGCACUCUCACAUCGAACUGGGCUUCCCGGCCAUAUGCUGACGUUGGGUCGCGAAGGCACAGUCCGCGACGUCGUCCGCAGCCUGCGCCAUCUGCCGAUGGACAAAGAGAUCAGAUCGACAUGGCAAUACUGCAACGCGAUGUUCAUUGCUGUUUCGCUUGCGAUCGAGGUGACGACUGGAGAGUGGCUGGGCGACUUCCUCCGCAAGCGGAUCUGGGAGCCCCUGGGGAUGAACUCUACGUUCUUCUCGCUGGACGACGCGAGGAAGUUUGCUGCCUCUAGCGAUACGGUGCUUGCGCAGCCAUAUGCUUGGGAUGAGGCGACACAGCAGUCGAGGGAGGUUCCCCACUGUGAUGGAACGUUAAGCGGCGCUGGCGCCGUGAUCUCUAAUGUGCUCGACUACGCCAAGUAUAUCCGAUCAUUAAUACGACAGACGGCGCCGCUGUCAAAGGCCGGCCACGCUGCGUUGCUGAAGCCUCGCUCCUUUCCGCCACAGAUAAUUCCACACCUCAGCAAGCAAACGCUGUACACCCUCGGAUUGAUGACGAGCACGUACCGUGGUGAGACGGUAGUGUUCCACCCGGGAGGCCUUGACGGCAUGACCGCCACCAUGAUCUACUUUCCUGAACGCGACUGGGGUGUCGCUGUUUUCGCCAACUCGGCUGGUCCGGGGCGCGAAAGCCUGGCGUGGCACCUGAUCGAUGAGAUGCUGCAAGUGCCCCAAAAUGAGCGCAUUGACCUCUACAAUGUCGUACGGGAAAAACGCGCCAAGGUCAAAGAAUACCUCUCCAAAUCUCGAGAGCGUCUAUACCCAGGAGUUUCAUCGCCAGGACGACCGCCCUCAUUACCACUAUCCGAGUACAUGGGCACGUUUACUCACUCCGCCUAUCCAGACUUGAUCAUCACCCUGAUAUCUGACGAUGACGUGCCCACUCUCAACGCCAAAAUCACAGGGAGCUUCCACGGACGCCUCGUCCUGAAGCAUGUGACAGCCGACUACUUCCUCGCAGAGUUGUUCGAGACGCUUUGGGGUGCUGACCCCGCGAUGGUAAUCAAGGCCGAGUUCCACAUCAGUCCGGAGGGCAAGGUGGAUAGGUUCGGGGCAGCGGUGGAUUACGCGGAUAUGCCUGAUACUCUGAUCUGGUUUGAUAAGGCUGCUUAG